CUGCCGCCGGCGGGGGCGGCCGCCGGCCGGGAUCGCACCCGCGGAGGCUACGCGGGACGGCGGGAGUGAAGCUGCUGCUGCUGCUGCGGGAAGCGAGAGCACCGAGGGAGCCAGCCGGGCGGGCGAGCAGCCGCCGCAGCCGCGCCGGGCCCUCCGCGGGCGCGGAUCGUCCUUCUCGUCCCUGCUCGGCCCGGACUAGAGGCGGCGGCGUGGGAUGCAAGGGGGGAUCCCGAGCGGGAGCGGACGCACACUGCUACGGAAGACUUUUCCUCCCAGCUGUUGCUGCUAAAGUCUCAGAUCCCGACUGUGAACAGGUCACCCUAAAGAAUGGCCGAGCCUUCUGGGAACGAGCUGGCGUCCGCGGCUGCCAAGGGGGACCUAGUGCAACUUACUAAUUUGUUGCAAAAGAAUGUAAACGUCAAUGCACAAAAUGGAUUUGGGAGGACUGCGCUGCAGGUAAUGAAACUCGGGAACCCCGAAAUUGCCAGGAGGUUGCUAAUUAACGGUGCAGACCCCAAUCUGAAAGACAGUACCGGUUUCGCUGUAAUUCAUGAUGUAGCCAGAGAGGGUUUUCUGGACACUUUGCAGACUCUGGUGGAGUUUCAAGCUGAUGUUAACAUUGAGGAUAACGAGGGCAACCUGCCCUUGCACUUGGCGGCCCGGGAGGGGCAUGUGCGGGUGGUGGAGUUUCUGCUGGAGCGCCCGGGGUGCAGGGUGGGCCACCAGAACAAGCGAGGGGCCACCGCCUACGACCUGGCCAAGCUUUACAGGAGAUCCGACGUGGUGAAGCUCUUGGAGGACAGCAGCUUGCUCCCUGAAGACAGGAAUUAAACCCAGCUCGGACCUGCUCUCCUUUGGACAUUAAGGCUUUCAGCCUUCUUUUUUCUUUUUUUUCUUUUUUUUUUUUUUUCCCUCCUUUUAAAUAACAUUUGUUGCAACCUUGCUUCUAUAUAUAUAUAUUUUUUUUUUUUUUUUUUGGAACAGCUGGUAGUAUAAGUCUCAAAAAAAAUUCUAGAGGUGGGUUUGUAGGGGAUGGAAAUGUUUUAAAUCCACUCUCUCUGCGAUUUCUUACAUCUUCCAUUUACUCAGCUAUAUCUGCGUUGGUUGCUCCUAUUUAGUUUUCCAGUAUCAACUUUGACAAUUUAUUCUCAGUCAUUCGUUAUAAGUCAUUAAUACCAGAGCUACAUAUUCACACGCUUAACGUUGCUGGACUUUUAAGAAAAAAAAGAAAUAGCUUACUGUGAUUUCUCCCACCUCUCAACGCAACUCCCUCUUUUCCUCCUUCCCCCCCAACCCUUCCUCUCCUCCCCCUGAAGAUUCUGAAGUCCUGUUUUGGAUGAAAACAGCUUUUUUCAGGGGUAACCUGCGGCCGCCUGCUCAGGCAGAGCUUCAAGGCUGCUUGGCCUGAGGAGGGAGGGCAGCGCUCAGAGGCUUUGGGAAAUAGCUGCAUUUUAACACUAACAACAGCUCGUAGAAGUAGGUCACUUACUUACUUUCUAAAUGUAGAUGGCACUUUCCCUCUUUGUGUAUUUAAACUUUCACCAAGCUGGUUUUGAGUUUAGUCGCCAGAGUGUGCCGGUGUAAGGGCUGGGUUUGUUUUUUUUUGGGGGGGGGUUGCUAGAGACUCGAAACAGCUCGGGUUAGUGGCUGGUGUUUGCUGGGCGAGGAACGAGGCGGCUUCUCUAGUUUCAAAACAAGCAGCAGAGAACCAUUGUCAGAGGCAAGAGGACACGAAGGCUGUAACACACGUUUUCUGGUCCCUUCAUAAGCCGAGUGCAGUUUAGAUGCUCUUUAAGAAACAUUUGCUUUCCACCAACUCUUCUGCUUUGCCUGGAAAUAAACUAUUUUAAGGGUAGAUGCAUCUCACAAAACCAGGAAUGUUUGAAUGCUGUGACAUUUAGGAAGCAACACGUUUUAAUAGUCGGGAAGAUAUGUUAUUGCUUGCGCCUAAAACGCAAUUUAACCAUGGAAAAUUUUCCAUUGCAGUACAGUUCAGAGUAUUCGUGAGACCCAAAUUCAUUUCCCUCUCCAGCUAGAGAUGUUCUGCACACUUUCGGGAAAGAGUUUAGCAUGAAACUUCUAACAUUUGUACGGGAUCUAGUUGCUGGACAGAUGGGCAGUUUAAAGUGUUUGAUUUUGAAUAGUCUAAAAUUUAAUUUCGCGAAAUAGAAGGUUUUAAAUCAAUGCAAAAUGAAUAGUACUGAAAAUAGCACUUAAAAGAGGAACGGGUGUACAUUAGCUUAGAUUUUAACUCUUCAAAACAAAACAAAAUUGUAGCCCCACAAAAUCAGUUAAUAAGGUUUUCGAGUAAAAAGUAAUUUGCUGAAACUGUGUCACGUUCACCAUACGCUCUGUCACACUGCUGUGUUUUCUGAUUAAAAACCUCUGUGAAAUACGAA
This is a messenger RNA of Calidris pugnax (ruff), 2399 nucleotides long. RefSeq names its product cyclin-dependent kinase inhibitor 2C (p18, inhibits CDK4) (gene CDKN2C). Gene Ontology annotation, cellular component: nucleus. The record is from RefSeq and is a predicted model, not a curated record. Gene Ontology annotation, molecular function: protein kinase binding; cyclin-dependent protein serine/threonine kinase inhibitor activity. The coding region runs from base 328 to 831 and encodes 167 amino acids. NCBI's taxonomy places the organism in Eukaryota, Metazoa, Chordata, Aves, Charadriiformes, Scolopacidae. Gene Ontology annotation, biological process: regulation of cyclin-dependent protein serine/threonine kinase activity; negative regulation of cell population proliferation. The transcript is spliced from 3 exons.